Caenorhabditis elegans is the source of this 3864-nucleotide messenger RNA. RefSeq names its product TIR domain-containing protein (gene gadr-5). The transcript has 14 exons. NCBI's taxonomy places the organism in Eukaryota, Metazoa, Nematoda, Chromadorea, Rhabditida, Rhabditidae. Bases 1037 to 3784 code for a protein of 915 amino acids. The record is from RefSeq and is marked reviewed.
AAUGAAAUGUGUUUCAUUAGCUUUGUCUAAAUUUUUCGAUUCUAAAAACACCUGAUAUCAGUUGCUCAAUAGGUCGGAACUAUUUUUUAAAUAGCUCCAAUGUCAGCAAAAAGAAAAGCGUGGAGUUCCAACGCGGCACGUUUAAAUUCGAAACGGAAAAGUAUGGAAAUUCCGGAGGAAUUAUUUCCCUCGACGGUAAUUUGAUUUUCUAGCAAAUUUUGAUAAAAUUUAUAUUUUUCAGAGUACUUCUUCAAAAUCGGAACCCAGGGUUCCUCUUCGAUGCGACUCCACUUUGGAUAAUUGUGAAGAUGAUAAAGAAAGAGAAAAAAAAGGCAAUCUGGAACGAAAUCUGAAUAUUUACACUCACGUGGAUCGCGCACAUUUGAAAUGGAUUCUGAAAUGCGUUCUUUUCUCAAGAACUCUACCCAACACGAGAUUCCAGAAUCAGAAGGCUCCUCAUUGCAGUUAAAUCCGACUCUUCAUGUUUCGUCUGAACCAGGAUAUGACGUUCCCGAAGAUUCAAUUUUUAUGAUACGGAAAAGGAUCGAAGAGCGUGAAGAGGAAAAACGGGAUAUAGCUGAUUCAUUAAAAAUGCGAGACGAGUUUAUUGAAGUUUUUCCGGCGAGUUUUCAUCGAUACAAGACGAAAAUAGAAUUUUAUCAAAUAAUGAAGUAAAUCUUCGAAAGAAAAUAGAUUGCAAAAUUGGCGAACUCAAUGAAACUCUCGUCAUUUCGAAAAAGUGCGAUAAUCGACUUCAAAAAGAGAUGAAGAAAACUUUAAAAGUAAUGGAGGAAGUCGAAUCGUUGUCGGAAAAUGUUUCCCGGAGGGCGAUUGUCAAUGGAGCGCGAAAAAUGCAACGAGCUUGGCCAGAACCCCGUGACCUUUCCCGAAUUGUGACCCCCAUGCCAAGAGGAGGCUGACCCAUCCAGGCUGCCUAUCCUUCUCUCCCACCCCACCUGCCUCCUGCCAAGUCAUUAGUCUUGUUCGCUUGUAUUCCAUUCAUUUGAUACAUAGUGUCUUCUCUUGAAAUUGCACAAUGUCGGAUUUCGACUCAGAAGAACGUCCCACAUUCGAUGGCUGGAGUUGUCGUCUUGGAUUUAUGCUGCUCACUUUUAAUUUGCUAGUUAUUACCGGAAUCGCGACCGGUAUCUCAAAUAUGAUAAGAAUCUGUGUGGACCCUCCCGAAUGUAAAACUGGGGAAGUUUAUGUGAUAAUAGCGUUGGUGAUCAUCUUCCUUGGUUUCAUAGGGUUUUUAAUUGGGUACAAUUUUUACAACUGGACCAAGAAAAUGUACCUCCCGCUCCUAACACUUAAUAGAGCCUCCAUUGUUACUUUUGGAUUCUUGCUUCUUAUUUAUCAAGCUAUCGAUUCCAAUGUGUUCCUUCUUUACUUGUACUCCAUCAGUUGGGGGCUCAUAGCUGCUUGCUACUUCAAUUCCCUUUGCGCUCAGCUUGUUAGCUCUAUAAUCCCAGAGGAACGGCUCAUAAUCUUGAACGGGUAUCUUUGUAUUUUCUUCAGCGGCGCAGCAGGAUUUGGGCUUGAUAGGUUCACCGUCAAGUUGGAAUAUGGAGGCUUCAAGCUAGGAUCUUUCAUUUUGUUGGGUCCCCUGGUGAUGUCUUAUUUGAUCACAUAUAUUGUUAGUAAGAAUGAACGGAAAGAAGGACACCUGACCCAUUGCAACUCAGCUUACCGUCUCCCCCACAAAUUGACAAACUCCCUAGCAAACAUUGCUGCUGCUCAAAUUGCUAGACACAUUGAAGAUGGCCAUUACAAAGAUCCUAAUAUUUUCCAAGAACUGGACACUAAAUCUCAUGAAGCAAUUUUCUCAAAGCUCUUGUUACUGAACCCCAAAGCUUACAAGUUUAUAGCAAAAGCAACCCAAAUUCAAGAGUCAGUGGUGAUUGGGAAAAGAGUUCAUGCUCAACAUUAUUAUGCAAGGAAUAUAGACAUUAUGACCUCCUUGACCAGUGUGUUAUAUGGUAAGUCUUUGGCGAAGAUUCAUAGUUUGGACAUUGGAGAAUGCCGGUCGCAGUUGACACCAGGAUGGGUUAGACUGAUUGGCACCAUGCUUCCUUCUCUUCAAUCUCUAGACAUUAGCAACAAACCACUGAGCAAAGAGGACUUUUCCCAGCUCUGCAAUUUCUUCCAAAAUCUUCAAAAACUGAAUAUCAGCGACACUUGUGUCAAGAAGCUUCAAGGAAUUUCCAAGUUGAAAAACCUAAAAGUUCUUUCGAUGAGAAACUUGCAAUUCCGAACCGCCACUGAUAUGCUGGACUUGUUCAAGUUGAAAGGCUUAGUCGCUUUGGAUGUUUCUAGAGACAUUGCUAAAGCGAAUAUAAAAACCAUCCGGCAAUUUGUGGAGUGUGGAAAUGUUCUACCGAGCCUGACAUUCCUAGAUGCCUCCGGAACAGAUAUCAAUCAGGAUUUGCUUGACUCCCUAGAAUAUCAACCCAACCUACAGAAAAUUCUCGCAAUUGACACCGAUCUCCAGGACUCUAAUACUCCCAAAGUUUUGAAUUUUGCAACUCUAGAGACAACCCUGAAAGCGCUUGCUCAUUAUACAAAUCUAAAAAAUUCCGCAGCUACGAGAAGGUGUCUAGCGAGUAUUAAAUCACAAUUUAAAAAAAAUCAUGAUGAUGGGGAGCGAUAUGACGUGGUCAACUGCCUAAAGCAUGUGAUAGAGGCUAUUGAGACUUUUAGCCCCGAUGGUUCGUUGGAUGUUAAUACGAUGUGGAGUGGUCACACUUAUAUACAGGGAGUAAUGUGUUUAACGGAAAUUUCAAUAAACAAAUCCCAUCUAUUCCAUCAAAUCGAUGCUAAAUUAGUACUUGAAAUGCUCCUGGUAGCAUCCGAACGGCUAACAAUUCUCAAGUCGUCGCUCUCACAGCAUCCUUGCCAAGAAGUAUGGGAGGCCAUUGAAAACCUAGUUGAACAAGAAUUCGAUUGGCUCGACUACGAUCGCAUCGGAAAGAUUUCAAUGCGUUUCGCCUUCAAAGUCGGUCUACGAUCUGAUUGGUUCGAACAUCAAGCAAUGCCUGUCGUUGAUAUGUGCACAGAGCGCUCGCCAAGUCAGGAUUUCAGGGAUUUCCCAGCGCGGCUACACACUAAAUAUGUGAUUGAUUUGAGGAAGCAGGCAAUCGCCGAACGAAAUACAAGAGAAUGUAUGUCGCUUCUUAAAAUUUUGCACUCAACGACUUUGGACAGCAAAUUGGAAUGUGAGGAUAUACUUGAGUGCAAGAGAUUUUGCAAACUAGUGUGGUGUUUGGAGAAUGGCGAAUCGGAUGAGCUUCAGCUAGGAGUACUACGAGUCAUAAGAAAUAUUAUUGUGGUGCACAAGUCGUCGAAUUUCACGGAGCGUUUUACAAAUGUGGAGUACACCGUUUUUCAGCAACUCCUCAUUGACUGGACGUCUAACAAAGCUUAUAAUAUCUUCACAAUCAUUGCUCUCCGCAUUUUCUUAACGGAAAAAGACUGGACUCCCUGCGAGUUCGCCGAUGAGGCCAACGAUCUUCUCAUCGAUAGAUUCCAAUUCUUCCAACCGACCGAGAUCACCGAAGACCUUGAAAUCUACAUGGGAACCGUCGAGAAAGUGCUCAAAAAUUCGAAGCUUGAUGGACCAGUCCUCUGGGCGCUGCUGACACUUCAGAUCUUAGCAGGGAGGAGUAAGGAGAAUGUGUGGACUAUCAGAGGACAGCCGGAAAUGCUAAAGUUUAUUGGAAAUCCGAGAGUUGCGUCCGAAGCCGUGAGAAAUGCCACCGAAUCAUUGUUGGAGUUAAUAAAUUGAUUUUUAACCGUUUUAUUACAUAUCCAUUGUUUUUGUUCAAUGUUCACUUUUAUUAUAAAGCAUCAACAUUACGAAGAACC